This is a messenger RNA of Saprolegnia parasitica CBS 223.65, 582 nucleotides long. RefSeq lists its product as hypothetical. The transcript is spliced from 3 exons. NCBI's taxonomy places the organism in Eukaryota, Oomycota, Saprolegniomycetes, Saprolegniales, Saprolegniaceae. The record is from RefSeq and is a predicted model, not a curated record. Bases 1 to 582 code for a protein of 193 amino acids.
AUGGUCCACUUCUUCGGCGGCCACGUCUCGACGGCCAAGCCGCUUCUUGUUCACGUCCCCGAGGGCAUGGUGCUGACCGUCGUCUCGGCCACGAUCAGCUCCGGCGCCUCCGCGGUCCUCUCCGUCGAGACCACCGGCCUCGACAACAGCCUCGUCAAGGUCGCGCUCUGCACGCUGCGGGCCAAGACCACCGACCAGGUCAAGCUCGACGUGGUCUUUGGCGCCACCAAGACCAAGCUCAGCGUCGUUGGCGACGGUGUCGUGCAUCUUGCCGGCUACUACCAGCCAGGCCCGCCGGAAGAGUCGGUCGGCGACCACGCCGAGGCCAUCAACAAGCUCACGGUCGACGACCUCCAGGAGCUCAUCCAGAAGGCCGCCGCCCGCAUCGCCCACAACGACGAGCUCGCGGGCGAGCCGCACGUGUCGAAGAAGCGCCCGCGUCAGCCCCAGGCCGAGGAACCCACGGCCCAGGACGACGACGAGGCUUCGGACGCCGAGACGACGCCCACCAAGAAGCCGUCGCCCUCAAGCCCAAAGAAGAACAAGAGCAAGAAGAAGGUCCUUCUCUCGACGCCCAACUAA